Wyeomyia smithii (pitcher-plant mosquito) is the source of this 9129-nucleotide messenger RNA. RefSeq lists its product as uncharacterized. Gene Ontology annotation, biological process: regulation of transcription by RNA polymerase II. The record is from RefSeq and is a predicted model, not a curated record. Gene Ontology annotation, molecular function: protein dimerization activity; DNA-binding transcription factor activity, RNA polymerase II-specific; RNA polymerase II cis-regulatory region sequence-specific DNA binding. Bases 1416 to 3272 code for a protein of 618 amino acids. The transcript is spliced from 3 exons. Gene Ontology annotation, cellular component: nucleus. Lineage: Eukaryota; Metazoa; Arthropoda; Insecta; Diptera; Culicidae.
UGUUUCCCGCCACCAGAAAUCGGCUGAAAGUCGGCAAAGUGUGUUGUGCGGAUUUUUCGCUCUCGGUCUCUCGCGCACUAUCGAAGUGAGUCGAAGCUACAUCUGAUCCCCCUUCAAAGUUUUCGGUACAUUCAUUGAAUUCGAUUGAAUGUCAGAAAAAAGUGUGUUUAACUAAAGAAAAACAAAACAUUAACCCGCUAAUCGGAGAGUGUAAUCGCGUGUGAUAGCCUGCAGUGAGAAAACAAUCCCGUGAUUCAUAUUGUUGGCUGGGAAAAGUGGGAAUCUGUGUGUGCGAUUUGGUUCGGUGUCGACGGAAGGAUAUCUACGCCACCAAAUUCUGGAAGCAGCAGUGCGCGGAUCACCGCGCAAAAACAAGAGAUAACCAAACGAAGGUUAAGAAUUCACAGGAAACUAUUUGUGCGAAAUUCCAGGGCCGGGUCAUUCGUCGGUGUAAACACGGAGCUGAAAUUUGUAGCUGUUGAGAACGCGUAUCGUGUUGGAGGUUUCGUGCGACAUGCCACACAUCACCGGUGAAUGGAGCGGGUGAGUGUGCGGGGGAGUGAGUAAAGUGCAAACAUUUAAGUAGAAGGUGUGUUUUGUGGCUCUUUGGGUUCGAUUGCAUCCACGAUCCUCCGUCCUUGUGGAGCUCCCACCCACCUCUAGUGGGGGACCAUCCGCAGCGGCAGCAGCAGACCUGCCUUCUGCUCUGUUGCUCUCGUGAUAUCAGCUGCUAGUUCUAGCGAAAUUACAGUGCGAGGGGGCGGGUGUGUGUUUGAAAUUACCUCAGCUCCGAGAAGUGAGGAGAGUAGAAGGUCCUGUUAUUUGGGAUAGAAACAAAAGAAGCAAUAAUAACAUCAGCUGCACGAAAAAAAUCAAUCGCCAAAAUAAAAUAACAAUAACAACACUAGCAAGGCCUGAGGUGAAAAAAUGACAGUGUCAUUCAGAAGUGUAUUUGUUGCGUGAAAAUUGAAAUUGCUGUAUGCUGCUCUAGCGAAAAAUCGACCAAAGUGAAUAAAUGCCUAAAGUGAAUUUUUCUAUUUUAUAAAGAAUGUCAACUCCAAUUGCGUAAGCUAGAGGCCUUGCCCGAAUUGAAGGCAAUCAAAAAGGGAUUCUGGAAAGUUAAGUAAAUAUCAAAUUGUUUAUAUUGAAGCUCGCACCGCAAGUCGCGAGCCGGUAUGUGCUGAAUGUUGCUGUUGUGAAUUUGUGGACAGCUGUCAGCAGUAUAAGGUAGUGGUGUUUGGAGAAUACCUAUUGAAGAUUUGAAGGCGUUGUUUUUCGUUUGAAGCAGUAGUAGCAACAACGAAAAAAGUGAUUACUGCGCCACCGCGUCUUACAGCGCAAACGCAAAUUCAUACAACUUGUUGUGAGUGUUGGCGCAGGUUGCAACCAGUACCUGGGUGUGAACAACCGUUAUCAUGUCCGUGGACGUUUGGUGUAAAUCGGAAGAUAAUAUGCAGGAUAUUAUCGUUGAAGAUGACGCCAUGAGAUUCUGCCGUGUCAGUUCGGAAGAAGGCGGUGGAGGAGGUGAGGGUGGCGGCGGUGGUAGUAACAGUUCGGCCCCUCGCAGCAACAUCACCAUGGACAAGGACGAGAAACGGAUGCGACGGGAAAUCGCAAAUAGUAACGAGAGAAGACGCAUGCAAAGUAUAAACGCCGGCUUCCAGAGUCUUCGACAGAUGCUGCCACAUCAUGAGGGUGAAAAAUUGAGCAAGGCUGCAAUCCUCCAGCAGACAGCCGAGUACAUCUACGCCCUGGAGCAGGAAAAAACGCGCCUUCUAUCGCAAAACUGUCAGCUGAAGCGAUUGCUCGAUCAGCAAGAUCAUAACGGGGCGGUAGCAGCUGCUGAGCUCCAGCAGGCCACAACCCAAACAGCAACGGCAGCCACCACCGUGCUGACAGCAACAGCGGCAGUAGCUAGCACUCCAACGGUGGCCGUUACUCCCGCGACAACAACGACAACCGCGGUGACGAUUCAAGCGCCGACGGGACAAGGAGUGGCCCAGGUGGCUACUGUUGCCAAGAAGCGCAAGAUCGACGCCAUUAUGACCGUCCAGCCGGUGUCGGAUUCAUCCGACGAGGGGCUGGGUUCGAUGUCGCCAGAGCCGGUUAGUCUCAUGCAGGUCGUGAAUAACGCUACCGGACAAACCAUUAUGGCAACCGCAGUUAACGGUCGGGCGUGUGCCACCUUCAACGUUUCAGCAAAAGACUACCUGGACAUGAAACAUCAGUUGGAAAUCGAACGACGGCAAAAAACAGUCAUCGAGGAGAGAUUGAAAGCCUUAGAGCGACAAAUAUAUCCGGCUAGAGUUCUCUACCAGGAUCAUCCAGAUAUCAACGAUGCGAAGGAAACAUACGAGGAAAUAACUGUGUCCACCAUCCAGAAGCCAACCACUGCGAAAAUCGGUAAAGAAAUAGAGAGUGUUCAAUUGAUUGAGCUGGAUUCGGUAGUACCGGGGAAGAAACAACUGGUAGUCUGUACAACGGAAGGAAUCGAGGAAAUUAUUCCGUCUACCACCGUUAAACCUGUAGUUGUUCCUUUGAAAGAAGAGAAAGUGUUUGUCAAACGAUCACGAUCGCGUUCACCAACGAUUGAAACCAUUGUGACACUGCCACCGAAGAAAAACCGUUAUCCAACUAUUCUGGAGGCAGCCAUCAAAGCAGAACCGAAGGUUGAAGUAGAACGCAUCGAUUCCCCCUCCUCGAUUGUCGUGACCGACGAUCACCUUACGCAUUUAACCAGUAGCAGUAAGUUGGUAACAUCGCAACAACAGCAAGCAGCUUCCCGUAUCAACACAUGUCGUCAUAAUUUGGAGACGAUAGUCGAAGCCAUUCGACACUUGGAGGGUGAUGCGUUCGAUGCGGUUGUUCCUGGUGGGCAAGCCACCGGUCAGACUCUCCAAAAUCCUCGCCACGUAGUGCAGGAAGUUCCUCUGGCACUAACCACCUCCAGCAAGCAGAAGGAACGCGAUCAUCGCCAAAGUCAGUUGGAACCAUUUCUAAAGUUUCGAACGGCACCUGCCGUCGCUGGUACCUGUUCCUCCUCACUUUCCUCCGUUACCUCCUCGUCGAUUGCUACUGCCAGUGCAUCCCCGAACGCAAGUAGCGCAAGCAACAAUCCUGCGCUCGUUUCAGUGUCCAUCACUCCAAACAACGUAGUCUGCAGCAGUCCUUCCCAUUCGUCCUCAGUGUCCGCUCAACAGACUGCCUCGCAGAUUCUUCAGCAGCACCAGCAGUGCCGACCGGGUGUGAUUGUGGUUAAGCAAAACUCAUGAUCUAGUAACAUCAACGCUUCAUCUCUAUCAGUAGCAUCAUUAUCAUCAUCAUCAUCGUCGUCAUCGUCGCCAGCAGCAGCUACUGCAUCUGGCUCAGCAGUCGGAACAAUUGUGAUUAACAAUGGCAAGCAAGUGAAAAUUGUCAGCUGCAAAGGCGCUAACAAUUCUAAUGGUAACAUCGUUGUCGGUGGAGUAGGAACAGGAGGAAUAGUGGGAGGUGGUACCUCUAACGUAAUCAUCAAAUACCAUCAUCAUCAUCAUCAACAACACCAGCACCUGGUGACGAGCCACGAAGAUAAGCAACAGUCCGGCAGAUAAGAUUCGCGCGCAAAUUUCAAACGGAGGCACGCGUAUUAUAAGACGGUAGAAAUCUUUUUUGUUGAUUAUUUUAUACGCAGUUUUUGCGCUUCUAUAACAAUUACAUUUUGAACGUGUUUCCCUUUGUUAUCCCAGUUCCUUACAAAUGUUCUCCAUUUUCUCCCCGGGAUUUCGCGUACGCCAAGUUGUGAUUUUAUAGCAAUCCAUAUAUUUUCAUAUUUCUCACUAGAGCAUAGAAGACUUUUUUUUAUAUUUACGAAUCAUUUUUAUUACACACUGGAGAUCAGCAAAGAAAAGCAAUCCAGAAUUGAUAGUUUUAGUCGAAAUAGCCUGACAAACGUCUACGUAUAUGCUUAGAUUUCGACGUUCGUUGCGCGACGAAGUAGAGACGUUUGACGAGAUGAAAAAAACGGUUACUUAGUAUCCAAGCAGCUUAGCCAUGUUGCUUAAAUGACCGGCGAAAUCGAUUCACCUAGUUUGUACAUUUUAUAAAAUGAAUACACAAAGAAAAUACAAACUCAAAAAUUUAAGCUAUUACAAUAAAAACCGAUCACAAAAAUCAACUCGCAACAAAGCGAAACACAGUAGGGAAGACACGUGUCUUUUACAUGGAGAACGCCAGCAGACGACUGCUUUUCUUCUAGAUUAUGUUAUUUUUUUAAACGGAACAAUUUUCUGUUCUAGCAUUUUUCAUAAGUAUAUAUAAUAUAAUACAAUAAUAACAAAUGUCAUACAGUGCAACAGAGUAUGUUGAGCGAAUCAAGCAAGAUGUUUUGUGCCUCGGUACAUACCAAUUAUAUACUUAGAGAGAUAAAGAAGGACGCAGGAUGACGGUAGGUGAAAUGGUGUUACAUGUCGGGAAGUACUAAUUAAGGUAACAGCAGUAGGUUAGAGUGUAUAGAAACAGCGUUAUUGAGUGCAGCAUACAAUACAAAGUUCUACAGAAGAAAAAUAAAACAGUUUGCGCGUUGAUGAACAAUGAAAAAGGUAAAUCAGUACACUGGUCAAAACCAUAAUACUAGUAGUAAUUCAUAACAUAAUCCGUAGAAAGGCGGUCGUUUCAUUUUUUUAUGGUAGGUGUUCUUUUGGAUGCCGGUGGAACACAUUUACUUCGGUGAACGGUUAGGUGCGUGAACGUUUUGGUCUUUACGCUUUAACUGUUGUAGAUAGCUCGACGUUUUCUUUUCAGUUAAAAUAAUCUGUUAAUUGGCAAUAGGCUCUGAACCAAAAGUUGAAAUAUACUUUAUUUAAAAAAAAUGAUCAUGGUCGGUCACCAAUAGAGUUCUGUAGAACUCUAGUCUUUUGCACAUGUAUAGUUACAGGAAUCAUCUUUGGCAUCAGAAAUUAGUGUUAUAAAAUGUUUAAUUUGUUCAUCAAACCAUAAAACCUGUCGAGGCAACAGUAAAGUAUUAGCGUCUUCGAACCUCAACGAACGUUCAAACUGCAGCGUACCCCAUCUCAUUUGAGACCUUGAAAUGAUCGCUGAUCGAUGCGAAAAGAAAAAAGCGUUAUCCCCAAUUCCCGUUGCACACAAAUCCUCAACUAGCAUCUUAGCCAAUCGUUGUAGCAAACAUCUGACAUGCAGGCAUACAAAACUGAUUAUCAAAAAUUUAUUUUCCACAGGAGUGGAAGUGCUAAACUCGGGAAACCCUUUAAAAAAUGGUUUUCCACCGUAUUGGUAGGAAAAAGUAAGCAUGUAAGCAAACAUUCGUACCCGCCCCCACGACGCGUGGCCCGGCAGGUACUUUCGAAUCUAAUUCGGCUUCCCCCAUCAGAGAUACGAUCAUCGUUUUAAACAAAGUAAAAAAAGUCCCUAAUUAGUUUUUUAUAGUAUAAUUAUCUUCGGUUAUAAGCUUUCUUGUUUAAGUGGAAGAAUGAUUUUUAGAUCAUUGUUUGGUGUAGGCAUAAUUGGAAGCAUUCUUCCGCUUUGCUGGAGUAGGAUGAAAAAAUGAAAUAAAAAUAACGAUAUUGAUUGGCGAUCAUUGAAAAAGGACGUAAUGUUUUCUUUUUCUACGUUUGUUAGAUUCAACGGAACAAUUCGAUUUUCUAACUAAGCAAAAUAGUUUCUUUAUGGUAGAAGAUUAGCGCAUAUAGAUUAAGGAUAUUUUUUGUACAACACAUACAUGGUGGAGAGAGACAAAGCUUGUGCAUAAUCUAAUGCGAAUACGUGCACAAAAUCAGUUCGACGUUAGUGUUAGGGUGGCGACUUAGUAAAUCAAUUAUAUGAUUUAUUUGCAUUUAUGUCUGUGCACGUAACAGAUGAAACAGAAAGUAAAGCUUAAAAAUAAUGACAAGUGUAUAUUUAAGUAUUUAAAGAAAGGAACAUUAAUAUAAAAGUGGAAAAAAACUAAAUAUAUUUCAGAAUAUAACUCGAAUCUCUUUAUCGAUAAACAUAAUAAUUAAUACUAUUAUUAUUACGACUAUUACCAACAUGCAAGUACAUUUACGAGUUCAGAAUUAAAAUACAAUUACAAGGUGAAGCAAAAAAUAAAUAAAUGUAUUGAAUUGAUUUUUGUAUUCCUCAAACUAUACAUAUACACGUUGAUUCAAACAUGAGGAGUUGUUGAAAAUCUUUCUAAUUGAAAAUCAAACCCACACACACACACAUAAAUAUACCACAAGUAUGUAAGUAAUGUCUACAACUUAAAGAGCAAAGCAACAUUUUAGCGAAAAUCAGUCUUCACAAUGCCCGUAUGUUGCGAGAAAACAACAGAAAAUGUCCACAUGCAAACAAAUAAAUACAUAAUACGCGCGAUGAUGUUCUGUAGGCGUCAAUAAAAACUAGGGAAAGCGUGCUCAGUAAGAUGAUUAUUGUCAUCAAACGGAAAGCGAAAUCGUAAUAUUAAUAAUAAUAAUGUUAUCAAAUAUUAUGGUUUAUAUUGAGUAUCAGAGGAAACCGGUAAAAAAUAUCAUUUAUCGCUAAGCGUCGAUGCAAUGGGAAGUAUAUGUUUCGGCUGACCCAAUUGCGGUUAUGGAAUGUACCUAUUCACUACUCAGAAAGGCAUUUGAAAGAUUGUAUCAACGCACAAAAAUACAUUCACGCGUUAAGAGACGUCACGUGUAUUAGAAGGAAAUCACGCUGCUAUGAUCCCAUAAAUUCUCUUCGAAAUAUAUUGCAAUCUAAAUGAAACCCAAUCGAAAGGUUUUCAGCAGUAAGUAAACACGAUAAUAAAAUACAUAAUAAUAUUGUCUUUGGUUUUGCAAAGCUAUAGCAUGAAAGUAACAGAAACCUAUUCCAAAAUCGUCAGAGAGGGAAAGUCAUAAACGAUAAGACAUAUUAUUAACAUUACUACGGGCUAACGCAAAAAAAAACAGUUCGUCGCCAACGCGAAGAAGAGUACAGAAACGUGAAUACUGCCCAUAAAAUGCCUGAAAUCAUAUUGUCCUGAACCAGUUUUACCGAGUAAACAGUUGUGAGGUGUCAAAUUUUGCGAAAGUUGGCAAAAGCAUGCGGGUGAUGUAAAAAAAACAAACAAACAAACAAACAAGUAAACACAUAUUAAGAAAAUCAAAAGAUAAGAUAUGUCAAACUAAAAUUAAAUUCCAAAUUGUCUUCUCAAUCGUAACUUGAGCAUCCCGAUUUCCCUCUUUUUCGUCUUCUUAAUCUCGCAGAAAAAGAAUGGAAUUAAUUCUGGCCUGUAUAGGAACAUUCAGAGAACAAACACAAAGCAAAGCAAACUAAUACAAACUCGAAAUUCUAAGUUCAAAAUUAAUCCAAAUUGAAUGCAAGAGUAAACUGUCUUAGAAAUAAGUAAUAUUCAAAAGCUAAACGUUAUUGAUUUCCUUUCAAAACAUCUUCGCUGGAAAAAGCUCUGGAAAAUGGGAGAAAGAAACGAUAACGAAAAAAGCAGUUCAGCUUAAAGUCAAAUUUAAUUUCUGUGAAAUUGUGCUAAACAUUAUUUCUUUUAUUUAAAAAAGCUUACCUGCGACAUUUUUGGCAUCCGAGUAUAAUCAUGUAUACAAAAAAAAACACUUUCUUUCCCCAGAACAGAAAGAACAAACGUUUUGGCUCUAAAAGUUAAUUUUUGGUUUGACAUACCACAUAAAAGAAAUAGACAAAAAUGUCAUAAGCUUGAGAGAAAAAGAUGUCUACAAACUAUUAAUGCUAAGAAUUAUUAUCAACAUUUACCUACACACAUACACACGCAGACAAGCACACAGUGCGCAGAGAAAAAUAGGAAAAUAUAGAGUGUGGAAAGAUGAACCAUUCUUGCCGCUGUAUAUGAAAAUAUAACUACAUUUUCUAACUACAUAAAAUAGUCAACUAACAUUCACUGACCGGUGGUGAAGUGCUGAAUUUGAAAAACCUGUUGAAAGAAGUCGAGAAAAGCCUUGCAAUGGAAACGAAACAUUGCCACUGACAAGCGUAAGGGUUUUUCCGAAAGAGUCCGAAGUUUGAACCAUAAUUCCAUAGACAGACUGAAAAUGAAAACAAAAAGGCGAUGCAAUCGCUUCUUAUUCUUUCGAACUAUUUGCCUCAUUUUCCUCUAAGUUAUCCCUGCACUAUUCUUUCUAUCAAUCAGAUUUGAGUGCAAAUCUUCCACAAAUAUUUAACUAGACUUAUGUUUCCUUAUUUGCUGUGAAUUCGCUCCUAUUCUUCAAAUGUCCGAUUUGUAUUAAUAUAGAACGUCGUUUUUACUUUGAUGCAUAGCUAGGCUCAGAAUAGCAAAACUAUAACCAGCGGUGGCUAAAAAACAAUGAGAAUAUUUUAAUAUCAUCAAAAUUUGCGUCAAACUAACUCAAAGCUAAAAUCGUAUCUUCUAACACCUAGCAUUCAAACUACCACGACGGGAAUGGUGAAUGGGAUUCGAUUCGAAUGAAAAUGUAGACAUAUGUAAGAAAUCUAAAAAAAAAGAAUGCAGCAGAGAAUAGUGCAGUUCAUUGCGCAUUGCAUCUGCAUCACAACAGGCAGCAUAUUUUAUACACGGUGGGACCAUUACGUUUCUUAUUGGCAUUCGGUUUGCAGAUUUCUCUCAACUCUCAUCGUGAAAUUUUGUAGCUGUAGAGCGCGUACGACAGAUAUAUGACAAACUUUACUCAAUUUAUAUUUUCCUCUCAUUUUAUUCACUCCCCCCACAACUCACAUAUUCAACAAUUUCGCUUUUCGAAUCCAUCGCAUUUUGUAAUGCAACAGUAAACAUAAGUUAUAAUACUAAGGGUGAAGAUUUACGUUAUUUGUAUAUUGUGUAUAAAUAUAAGCAACAAAAACAUUGUUCCUUUAUUGACGAGAAAUACAAACACAUGCGAGAGAAAGAGAAAUUUAUUUGAAGCAAAACAUGAAAAAAAACCAAAAUCAACGUGAGGAAAAAAACGAAAAAGUGAACUAAUUGUACAUUUAAAUUGCUUUAAUUAAAUAAUUGAUGGUCGAAAGAAACAACUAUCGGUCAAAAUAUACCACGGAUUGCGAAAUAGUUUUUUUUAUAAUUUUGCUAUAUUUUAUGUUUUAGAUUUAGGUUCUUUUUAAUUAUUUUAUUGUAACAACAAUAUUUUGGAAUGUUUCUUGAGAAAAGAGAAAUAUAGAUGCUUAAGAGUAUGUUUA